AUGGGCUUCAUAACCAGCUAUGGCUCAAUGCAGACGCCUGCCCCUUCACUCGACGACCUUCACCGACGAGAAGAUAAGAAGAUCACCGUCACUAGGGCGCCGGACGAAAUCUGCGGAUUCAUCUCUGAGCGUCCUGGUGCCACCUUUGGCUGUUCAUUGGGGGACUAUUGCUAUUUCUUCCCGCCAGCUUCUCAACAGACACCACAGCACAACCGAGUCGUCUGCUGCGGCGAGGGAGAAUGCGAGUGGUUUUCUACGUGCUACAACUUCGAGGAGUACUAUACUUCGAGGAAAUGUACCGACGGCUGCGAGGUUGACAACUACAUCCUGAAAUGCACACGCACCGACUACCCGUACUGCCACACCGUUUCGUGGGAAGGAAACACGAUCGAUUACUCGUGCAACGACGUCGACAUCACGACGACAAUGAGCGCUGCCCUCACGUACAAGGGACAAAAGAACAGGAAAUUCUUCACCAUGAACGAUGAACAAGUCAGCGCUCUCUUCCAGGGCCUGGACGGGCCCGCGUCAACGACUGAAGCGAGCGAUAGCACAGCUACCAAGGGUUCUGCUCCGGCCGCCACCGAGGCCAAGGAUUCUGGCGGUUCGGGGACCAACACCGGUGCCAUCGUCGGUGGUGUGGUCGGAGGUGUCGGCGCCAUAGCCCUUUUCGCCGUGGCCAUUCUUCUCUUCCUCCGAAUGAGGAAGAAGAAGAAGGGUCAGGAUGUGAGCCCUCCCGAGUAUGAAGCGACACCUCGCGACGAUAACAACAACAAAGAAGCCUUGCAGCCUGGCCAGCAGGCUGGCGCACCGUACUCUGACACUCCGCCGAACGCGGCUCCUGCUAUCCAUGAGGCUGAGGUCAAGGAUAAGCCUCAGGAGCUUGCCGACAAUGCACCCAAGAAGGAGCCUGUUGAACUUGCUUAG
Molecule: messenger RNA, 927 nt
Organism: Fusarium falciforme
Lineage: Eukaryota; Fungi; Ascomycota; Sordariomycetes; Hypocreales; Nectriaceae
Exons: 2
Coding region: 1-927 (308 amino acids)
Source: RefSeq, a predicted model, not a curated record